CCUCUCUUUCCCUUUCCUCUCUACUUUCUUUCUUUCACUCUUUCCUUCUUCUUUCAAGAAAUGCUUGCUGCAAGUUCAAACACAGCCAACAGCAGUAAUCACUCCAACAAUAGCAGCAGUUACUUUGAUGCUACUCAUACAUCGCCAUCGGGUCAUGGCCUGACAACAGGUUCGACACGAUGUCCUUCACUUACGAGCUCCUCGACGACGACUACUACUUCUUCUUCUUCUUCUUCCUCGGGGAACCCUUCCCCAUCGUCCUUACCGCCCACUUAUGCUACACUUCCACGUACAACAAAGCUCGAAGAAGAGCCCAAUCCUUUUGAGCAAAGCUUCUCAAAGCCGGUAUUGCCGCCAGUCUCGUCGAUCGAAAGUCCCGGCAUCCGUACCACGGCCAUGUGGGAUUCUUUACGGGCUGGGCCCUUGUCUCCAUCCAUGUUGCUCGGCCCAGCUGGUGCUGCAAUGAAUAAACGAUCAUCGAUAUCUACUACUACCACCAAUACUACUGCUGCUUCUACUUUUAAUUCGUCCAUCUCAGGAUUUGUAAAAUGUAACAAUGAGACUGCUGCUGUGAACCGUGCACGGUACCAACAAAGUCCGUCUGUGAAACGUUCGCUGACCGAACCAAUGCCCGACAUGCUUGGAAAUGAUGACGAUGAAGAAGAAGAACAACAACAGCAACUGCUACGACCUGCAGUGAAGCGCAGAGCACAAUCUAGUAGCAGCAUGAUGGAUGAUCAAGAGAAACGUAAAAGCUUCUUAGAACGAAAUAGACAAGCGGCAUUGAAGUGUCGACAACGCAAGAAACAGUGGCUCCAAAACCUUCAAGCCAAGGUCGAAUACCUCUCUAGCGACAACGAGCAGCUGCAAAUGCAAAACAAUUCAUUGCGCGAACAACUCAUUGAGCUGAAAUCCAUGUUAUUGGCUCACAAGACAUGUCCUGUCAAUCCUGAAGCUGUCAUUGAUGCAGUCAAUCGUCCUAUACCCGGUACACAUAAUCAUCGUCACCAUUCUUCUUCUUCUUCUUUACAACUUCGACACAACCCACAGCACCAGCAGCGAUCACCGUAUCAGCAUCAUCGAAAUUCCCCUAGCCGGGAUUAUCCUCACCGUCAACAUUCUCCUUCUGAUACCACUCUUCCUAGUCGUUACCCGCCUACAUCUUACUAUUCUUCUCAUGAUUAAAAAAAAGUAAACGUUCUCAGCUUGUUUGUCUCCCUUUCUCUCCCUCUUUCUCUAUCAGCCUCUUUCAACAAAAGUAAAGGAAUAUGAACAUUCCAGUUAGCAGUAGUAAUUGUUAUCUAGUUUAUGUUUGAGUGCACCCUGCAUAAUACAUAAAGUAUAUAGUAUAUAUCUUAAAGCCAUUUUCUCUCUCUUUUUCUUUCUCUCGUUGUUCUCCUACAAUUCAAAAACAGAAAAAAAGGAACCCUUAUUAUUAGCUGCUGCUAAUGUCUGUUGAUACAAGCACACAUAUACAGUAGAUGCAUUUAAUCUUAUAAAGUUACAUGGGUGUUGCUUUUAAUUUAUGAAGUAUCUGUAGGAGCGCUAGGUCUGUCGUUUCGAUAGCAGUAUAUACUGCACUUUAUAGCAUCGGAUCACAAAUCCUGUGGUCCAGGAAAAAUACUCGCACA
Messenger RNA from Zychaea mexicana, 1631 nucleotides. RefSeq lists its product as uncharacterized. The coding region runs from base 61 to 1185 and encodes 374 amino acids. Lineage: Eukaryota; Fungi; Mucoromycota; Mucoromycetes; Mucorales; Lichtheimiaceae. Gene Ontology annotation, molecular function: DNA-binding transcription factor activity, RNA polymerase II-specific; RNA polymerase II cis-regulatory region sequence-specific DNA binding. Gene Ontology annotation, biological process: regulation of transcription by RNA polymerase II. The transcript has 4 exons. The record is from RefSeq and is a predicted model, not a curated record.